UUGAUACGAAUCGCGAUCGAAACGUUAUCGCACUUAACUAUAUUAUUUAACUUUCGAUAGCUUAUUAUCAAUAAUGUUUUGUUCUCGUUGCUAAUACUGAUGUUUAAUCCACCUUUAUUCGGUAUCUGCCUUAGUGUUGUCUCAAUCUCUAUGUGUAAUAAAGAUAAGCUACUGCAUUCCUGUAUACCUAUACAGUCUUGGUGAAAUUUACAUGUAUAAAAAAAAUUGGAUAUAUAACGUUUGACAUCGAUUUCCCAAAUUUUGUAACAAUUGGAUAAUUUGACAAUGUUCUUUUAAUAUCCGUUCCUUUGAUUUCAUUUCUAUCCGUUUUUCUUUUUACAACUGAAGAAGGUGUUACACCGUGGUUGGUUGCCAGUGAAUAAUCAUAAGCAUAGGAAAAGAAAAGUAAAUAACUGACUGAGACGUAUUCUCUAAGCGAUAAAUCAUGCAUUCGAUCGAUCUUUUCCUUCGAUCUUUCAACUAGCAGGAAAUAUUGCGUUUUACAAAGUACAUACAUCGUGCAAGUUACGUAAAAAGCAUCAAGGGAACAUUUUUGUCAUCAACUGCGCGGCAACUGCGAAAAUUGUAGUCACGCGGCAAACGUCCCUAAGUUCAACUGCAGCCAUCGAAACGAUCAGUGUUCUCCAAUAAUGUGUUACCUACAUUCAAGAAAAUAUUCGAUUUGAUAAUUAUCACUUCCAACACAAUUAAGUUACUUUGUUUCAGAUCUUUUGUCUUAUUAGAAUCGUCGUUCUUGCAACCGUUUGUACAUUCGUCUGUCGUCAUUUAGUUGAUCGGUUUCGUGUCUUUAUACUAAUUGUACGAAGAAUCGUCAUACAAAAAGCGUCGUCAAAUUUAAGUGAACCGUAAAUAUAUUUUAAUGUUUUGUAUUAAGGAAAAUCUCUAAGGAUAUUCGAUAGAGUUUAUAUUAUGUGAAAAAAAGAGAAGAAGCUUAAAACGGAAAUGAAAAACAAUCGUAUUAUUGAUAAAACGUUUAGUUGAUGGCACUUAGAAUCGUAUCGGAUAUCUAAUGGAGUUGACAUCGAGGGAAAAGAAGGUGACUUUCGAAGGUCGCAAAUGCAGUGGUAGUAAGAAUCGCGACAAUUCGCGAAUCGGCCGUUUCAUCGUGGAUUAUUGGAUGUACUGUCAUCAAGAAUUGCUUUUCAUAGACUAGCGUCGUAGUUUUGCAGUGCAACAGAGACAAAGUUUAAAAAGCAAAGGACGAAUCAAUGAAACUCAAUGAAAUUUGACAUUGUUAUUUUAUUAUAGAUUUUGGCAGUAGUUGCUGACACUUCAUUGUCAUCUCAUUUCAGACGUUCAAUUAAAGAAUGUCGAAGAAACAAUGGUUGGUCCUGUUGAUGCUGUUUUUGACUUACUUGUUGCUAGGUGCUUCCAUUUUCUACCAUAUCGAGAGUCGCCUAGAAAUCGAACGCGUCGAAGAAGCCAAACGUGAACGCAUCGAAAUUAACGCUUUACUUCACGCACAUUAUGUGCCUAAUCUUAGUCACGAUCACGAUGAAAUUCUUGGAAAAUUGACACGGUACUGUGGAAAGUCGGUUUAUAAUUAUACCGACGGCGAGACGGACCCCCUUAAAUGGGAUUUUUAUAACAGUUUCUAUUUUGCUUACACCGUCGUCAGCACGAUAGGUUACGGGAAUUUGGCUCCGACGAAUAUGCUUGGCCGCAUCCUGAUGAUAUUUUACGGUCUGAUAGGGAUACCUAUGAAUGGGAUUUUGUUAACACAACUAGGAGAAUUUUUUGGGCACGUAUUCGUCAAAGCUCAUCAGAAGUACAAAUCGUACAAGCGUGACCAUAAUGACUAUUAUACCAGAAAAUUAACAACGUUCGAAACGGGAAAAGUUGGGUUGGCUGCACAGAUAUUCGCUCAUCUGAUGCCAGGCUUCGUCAUGUUCAUCUUUUUCCCGGCAUUUGUCUUCUCCCAUUAUGAGGGUUGGAGUUACGACGAAGCUGUUUACUACGCUUUUGUCACAUUGACAACCAUUGGUUUCGGAGAUUACGUGGCAGGACAGGACAAUAGCAAGGGUAGCGGAUUUUUCUUUAUGUUAUACAAGACCUUCCUGAUCUGUUGGAUUUCGUUUGGACUGGGAUACACUGUCAUGAUUAUGACGUUUAUCGCACGAGGUAUGCGCAGUAAGAAGAUUACUAGAAUCGAGCAUAAACUAGCGAUCAAUUUGAAGCAUACACAAAGUAAAAUCUGGAACGAAUUCAACAAGGAGAUAAACUACCUGCGUCGUGCUUUCAACGAGUUACAGCUAUCUAAAGUUAAGAGAGUAUAUAUCGAUGAAUGUAAUUAUGAGAUUCCACCUUCGAAAUUUCCACGUAGCAAUAGCUUUCCUGAUCUUCGAGAUUUGCUCUAUGGUUCAAAAGAGAAAGAUAAGUUGUGUAACAGACCUCGACGUCGCGCCAACAGCGAAGUGGUACCGACGGAAGAUCAAAUAACUCGCGUCGUUUCUGAGACUGAUCUUCAAAGAAUCGAUAAAACGGCAACAUUCGCAACUCAUGCGAUGGUUCAGCCAGCAGAAUUGUUGGCAAGAUUGGUUAAUAUUCUUGGUUACAUACCACCAGCUACAGAGGAUACUGGAGCUGAUGAUUCGAAUCAGACAACUUUCGUUAGCCAAGAUAUCGGAUAUCGUGGUAACAGGCUCGAAGAAAAUAACAGUAAAGUAUAUUCGGAGGAAGAGCCAACUUACACGUCCAGUACUGGACUCUGGACCAUCGGCCAUGAAAAAAUACCAGCAUAUCGCUUUGCUAAUCCUCGUUCAAGAGCGGCUAGUGAGAUCAGACUACACGAGACGAAGAAAGAAGAUCGAAACACGGAACGAACCUGGUCCGGUCCGACGGCAGCUAGAAAAAUUCAUGAAUUGAUGAAAUCGCGAAUAAGCGAAUCAUCUGGUAAAGAACAUGGCAUUAAAGAAAGAAAAUUUUCUAAACUUCGUAACUUUGCAUUAACAAGAUCUGUUUCCAAAGUACUGGUUUCAUCUACUCCUUGGAAAGGUCGUUUCUCAAUGAGUUCAGAGAAAAAGAAUUCGGAGUUAGAUCACGAGAUUAACAGAGACACCGAACAAUCAUUCCCAUUGGGAUCGGUAGCGAUCGAUGAUAGACGAGACUCGACCACUUCAAAUCUACGGAGACAUUAUUACACUCACACUGGUGCAGGUAGCAAUCUUAAUACAGAAACUACUAAUAAUUUGCUCGAGGAAACCAGUUUGGCCGAUUUUUUGAGAGCCCUCACUGCUCUUCACGCGAGCGUCGUUACGAAUGGCAGUUGGACCUCAGCUACGAACACGGAUCAGAUUCAACGUAAUCAACCUCGAAGAAAAAUGGGCACCGCUUCCUUGACACCGCCGAAACUUCCCAGUUUGUUCACGUUAUUUUCGCCUUCUCCGCCUACAUCGACAACUCAAAGUAAUCAAAAUACGAUUACGCAAGAGUUUAAUGUAAACUCGAACGAAAACAAGCUCCCUUGGUCUCAAAACCGACGAGAGUCGAGAAGAGGUAGUUUGAUAUUCGUCGCACCUACUACUACAAAAUCGAGAAGAUUUUCUUUAAGACCAGUAGCGACACCCAUUAGUCCUCCAACGCCUCCGAAGAACGAUACAUCAUUCUUAUCGGAUUCACAGCAAAUGCCAUACGAAAGUAGAUCAACGUCCUUGUUUGAAUCACUCAAAGAACCUCUUAUUUCAACGGAGAGAGCACCGGGACUUUCAACGCCAAUAAAAUCAUUUUUAAACGAUCGGCGUUUCUCGCUACGACCUACUCAAAAUCCGAACGGAUGUUUAAUAGAUAAUAAUCCCGCCGCUCUCGUUCCUACGCUCAAAGCUGUACCUCGUUGGAAGGCUGGGAUGUUACAACGACAAAUCAGUCAAAUGAAUCUUCGACGUCGAGCUAGAGCCUUUAGUUUGAGCGACGUUCACGCUGAAGAUCUCAAAGAAAGAGCCGAGCCUUUUGAUCUGUCGUCCAGUAAUUGCAAGAAACAUAAUUAUGAUACAAACGAAUAUCGUAAAAAUAUAUCUCCGAAUAAAUCUGAGAGAGAAGAUUUGAAAAAUGACGGAUUCGCAAAUUCCAUUGAAAAGUCAGAUCAGUUUACGUCUUCGGUUUGUACUUCAGCUGAACGAUAUUCGUCGUUUUCGCAAGAAAGUGCUUUAACAAAUUCUGUUCGACUCGAAGAAAAAAACGUGCGAAUUUUUGAACCACAUACUCAAUCCAUUUCAAGUAUAGCCUCAACAGAGAAUAUCAAUCAUUUGAACGAACAUAUUUCUUGUCCCCCGUUAGAUAUAUACAACGAAGAAAAAUUCGCUUCAUCCAGCACAGAGAAACAGGUAUCCUCGAACGAUUCUUCUACUACUAAUGAUUCUACUCUCAAUUAUAAUUCAUUCACCGAUAUUGAUACAUUACAGGAAUUACAGGAAUCAUUAGUGGAAGUGAAAAUAGAGAACCCCAUUACGAAUAUCGUUCGUAAUCCUUUUACAGCUGACGUUUCUCUAAAUAAUUCGCUUGAUUCACUUUCAGAGCUGAAAGUCGAAAAGCAUGGAUCGCACUUGCCUAUUAAUAAAUCGUGACAUGCGGUAUUUGCUGAACGUCAAACUUACAUAUAUCUGCACUCAUUUUACAGUCGGACUGUCCUUCAGACUGUAUCGAAGUACAGCAAAUCUCAGACGAUAAAUGAAAGACCAAACGACGAUAUGACGAUAAACAAGGAACGAAGAAUUUAUAUGUAUAUACAUUGUACAGAAACUUUUAGUCUUUAGUCAUUGUACAGAAACUUUAUAAUUGUUUCCCAAAAGCUGUUGCUUUCUGUUAUGAUUAAUUUCAAGGAAACAAAAGAUUGAAAUUUAAAUUGGAGAAGAAUUGGAGAUUAUUAUUUCAGAGAAAAAGAGAGAUCGAACGUUCUUUUCUCGUUAUAUCAUCGAUAUCAAUAUAUCAAGUUUCUUUAACUAUCUCUACUUUUACUAUUAUACUUAUUUACUAGUUUUAUUUCCUACUCUUUUCUUUUGCUUCCUUUCACCGCUACAAAUGACCGUUACAAAAACGAAAAUGGACGUCGAGUUAUCACGAUUUCUAAAAGAGAUGAUAUUUCGCGAAAAAUUAUUUCGAAGAUCAAGUAUUUUUGAUACCCAUGUACUUUUAUUCAAUCAUUCGAUACAAUAAAUUAUGUAUAAUUUAGUUUACACAGGAA
This is a messenger RNA of Bombus pyrosoma, 5197 nucleotides long. RefSeq names its product open rectifier potassium channel protein 1 (gene Ork1). Gene Ontology annotation, cellular component: membrane. The coding region runs from base 1329 to 4580 and encodes 1083 amino acids. The record is from RefSeq and is a predicted model, not a curated record. Gene Ontology annotation, biological process: potassium ion transmembrane transport; stabilization of membrane potential. The transcript is spliced from 10 exons. Gene Ontology annotation, molecular function: potassium ion leak channel activity. Lineage: Eukaryota; Metazoa; Arthropoda; Insecta; Hymenoptera; Apidae.